Molecule: messenger RNA, 2324 nt
Organism: Pseudophryne corroboree (corroboree frog)
Lineage: Eukaryota; Metazoa; Chordata; Amphibia; Anura; Myobatrachidae
Gene: THRA
Product: thyroid hormone receptor alpha
Exons: 9
Coding region: 530-1786 (418 amino acids)
Biological process (GO): negative regulation of transcription by RNA polymerase II; positive regulation of transcription by RNA polymerase II; retinoic acid receptor signaling pathway
Molecular function (GO): zinc ion binding; nuclear receptor activity; RNA polymerase II cis-regulatory region sequence-specific DNA binding
Source: RefSeq, a predicted model, not a curated record
UUUUUUCCCCUUUCCUCUCUGUCUGUAUUCCUGACACACGGAGGGAAGAGAAGAAAGAGAGAGGGACAGACAGAAAUAAACCCCCCACCCCUUUUAAAAAGAAGCUAAAGCAUAAAAUACCGGGAUUCUAAAAGUAGCAGUUGUGUUCUACUGGAGAUUUGGGGUUUGUUCUGUGGGAGGUAAAGAAGAAAUAGGACACCUAUACACCUCCUGAUUUUUUUUUAUAUAUCAUUUUGCAUUUUUUCAUACUCUCGAUUUGGUUCCCAAGUGGUCUGCACCCUAUAACUGCCCCCCGGGGGGCACAGGAGAGGGGGGAUUUAAAUAUCCGGUCUGGUUCUGCGCAGAGGGGGCCCUUUGGAAAAGAGGCCCCUUCUCUAUGACAUCCUCUGUCUGAAGUAGAAAUGGUUUGUCUGGGGAAAUCGUAGGACCUGCUUCCAUGUGAAAGCAGCUGUAUCCCAUGAACCUCGGGCAGCUGAGGGCGGAGCCCGCCUUGGUCUCUUCUGAUUGGUUCUGGAUGGAAUUACGUUGAAUGGACCAGAAUCUUAGCGGGCUGGACUGCUUGUCAGAGCCAGAUGAAAAAAGGUGGCCGGAUGGGAAGCGGAAAAGAAAGAACAGCCAAUGUAUGGGAAAAAGCGGUAUGUCAGGUGACAGCUCGGUAUCUCUGCUCUCUGCAGGGUACAUCCCUAGUUACUUGGACAAAGAUGAGCCAUGUGUGGUGUGCAGCGAUAAGGCCACAGGGUACCACUACAGAUGUAUCACCUGCGAGGGCUGUAAGGGGUUCUUUCGGAGAACCAUACAGAAGAACCUGCAUCCCUCAUACUCCUGCAAGUAUGAUGGCUGCUGUAUCAUUGAUAAGAUCACCCGGAAUCAGUGCCAGCUCUGCCGCUUUAAGAAAUGUAUCGCUGUGGGCAUGGCAAUGGACCUUGUCCUGGAUGAUUCCAAGCGGGUAGCCAAGCGGAAGCUGAUUGAGGAGAAUCGGGAACGGCGGCGGAAGGAGGAGAUGAUCAAGACUCUGCAGCAGCGUCCUGAGCCAAGUAGCGAGGAGUGGGAGCUGAUCCGCAUUGUGACAGAAGCUCACCGAAGCACCAAUGCACAGGGCAGCCACUGGAAACAGCGCAGGAAGUUCUUGCCUGAAGACAUAGGUCAGUCUCCGAUGGCAUCAAUGCCUGAUGGUGAUAAAGUUGAUUUAGAAGCUUUCAGUGAGUUCACCAAAAUAAUCACCCCUGCAAUUACCCGAGUGGUUGACUUUGCCAAGAAACUGCCUAUGUUCUCUGAGCUGCCUUGUGAAGACCAAAUCAUCCUGUUGAAAGGAUGCUGUAUGGAGAUCAUGUCUCUCCGGGCAGCUGUGCGUUAUGAUCCGGAGAGUGAGACCUUAACACUGAGUGGUGAGAUGGCAGUGAAGCGAGAACAGCUAAAGAAUGGAGGGCUAGGGGUGGUCUCUGAUGCCAUAUUUGACUUGGGAAGAUCUUUGUCUGCAUUUAAUCUUGAUGACACAGAAGUGGCUCUGCUCCAAGCUGUACUCCUCAUGUCCUCAGACCGAACGGGUUUAAUCUGCACAGACAAGAUAGAGAAAUGUCAGGAGACAUACCUUCUCGCCUUCGAACACUACAUCAACCAUCGUAAACACAACAUUCCCCACUUCUGGCCCAAGCUCCUUAUGAAAGUGACUGACUUACGCAUGAUUGGAGCCUGCCAUGCCAGUCGCUUCCUGCACAUGAAGGUUGAAUGCCCCACAGAGCUCUUCCCACCGCUCUUCCUUGAGGUGUUCGAGGACCAGGAAGUCUGAGGGGCAGGGAAGUGGGGUAGAGAGGAAAGGGAUUUGCUUGGCUCUAUGACAACCUGCCAUCCAUGAAAGGAUCUCAUGUCCUGCAAAGGAUGCAAGUUAGUGGCUGCUAAAGCACUUCUCAUUAUGAAAACUGCCACCUAAACACGAACAAUCCAGGAAUGGAAGCUCCCAAGAUGACAUCGUUCUGCAUCAAAUGAAUAGUUCUUUGAUCAUCAUCUUGGAACACCAAAGGAAGAAGGAUUGGGAACUCCUUAGUUGUCACCCAGCAAUCUUAGAAUGGAAACAGUCACCUUUUUCUUAGUUUGUCUGAAACCAUUUUGGUACACUAAGACCCAAGAAUUGAAGUUUAUUCAGACACCAUCUUUGUUCACCUGGUAAAGGCUGCCUGGGUGACGUCAUUUCAGAUGUGGGAAGAAUAAAAAUAAUGAGUGAGGCUUUAAGUUCGCUUGCCCCCAUAUAAAAUGUUAAUAUGUAUAUGUGUGUAUAUGUCUUAUAUAUCUAUACAUAUUGACAUAUUCACACAUAUACAUAUGUAUAA